CUGGAGUAAUAUUUUUUUUUCUUGUGCUUUAUCACAGGUUUUAAUCACUCGUCUAAUUCGGGAACAAUCGCGAUCCGAUAAAGAGGCCGUGGAAGCAAAGAUCUUUUUUUAGCGGAGUGGCCCAAUCAGGCACUACGCAUUUAAGAUUCCGACUAUUUAGUCAGGUUGGCGAUGACAAAAACAAAAACAAGAGCUUGGUCAAGGGGAAAAAAAAAGCCCAUUUUGGGAAGGUGGAGUGGUUGACUCAUUUGACGAGACCAUCCUUUUCCCUUAUCUAAAACGCAGUCCUCACUUUCGAAUAUUUAUCCUUUAUCGUUCGGCUUUACUUACUUUGCUUGUUAUUUUUUAUUAUUAUUUCCUUUUUCUCUUUUCUUUUUUCUUCCCGUCAAAGUUUUUAUUAGAGAAAAAUGGCGCACGCUGCUCGUUUGAAGUCUGUUGUUGAGAGUCUGACAAGAGGUCACAGAAACAUCGAAUUCCCCACCAAACCCGAUGGUCGUCCUCAGUCAGUGGCCGAAGUGUUUGGACAGAACGUGUUCACGCUCAAGGAAAUGUCAAAGAUGUUGCCCAAACCGGUGUUCAAGAGUUUUAUUCGACAGUUGAAGGGUAACUCUGCAUUGGACAAGGUGACCGCCGAUGCUAUUGCACACGCUGUCAAAGUCUGGGCUUUGGAACGCGGUGCUACCCAUUUCACUCAUUGGUUCCAGCCUUUGAACGAUUCCACGGCCGAAAAGCACGAUGCUUUCUUAACACUCAAAUCAACCUUCAACAACGGAUUCGAGGAGGUUACUGCUAUCGACACAUUUUCCGGAUCUCAGUUGCUUCAGUCCGAACCUGAUGCCUCUUCCUUCCCCUCUGGUGGCAUGCGUACCACCUUUGAAGCACGUGGUUACACUGUUUGGGAUACCAAGAGUCCCAUGUUCAUUCAAGAAGGUCCCCACGGUACUGCUAUUCUGUAUAUUCCUUCCGUCUUCAUUUCUUACAAUGGUGAAGCUUUGGAUGAAAAGUCGGUUCUUUUGCGAUCUUCCGAAGUAUUGAACAAGAUCAGUACCGAAGUGCUCCAACUUAUCGAACCUGUGGAUGAGGAUCAUCCUCGUACCAAGCAGGUCAUCACCACCCUCGGUACCGAACAAGAAUACUUCUUGAUCGAUCGUGCUUUGUACACUUUGCGUCCCGAUUUGAAGAUUUGUGGUCGCACCUUGUUGGGCGGUCUUCCCCCUCGCCACCAGCAAUUGGAAGAUCAUUACUUUGGCAAGAUUCCUACCCGUGUUCUCGCCGCCAUCAGUGAGUGUGAAUUGGAACUCGCCAAGUUGGGUGUUCCCGUCAAGACUCGCCACAACGAAGUCGCUCCUGCUCAGUUUGAAGUGGCCCCCAUUUUCGAAGAAGCCAUGUUGGCUGUCGAUCACAACUUGUUGACCAUGGAUGUGCUCCACCGUGUGGCUCAUCGUCACAAGCUCAAGGUCUUGUUCCACGAAAAGCCUUUCCGCGGUGUCAACGGUUCUGGCAAGCAUUGUAACUGGUCUUUGUGCACAGACAAGGGCGACAACUUGUUGGAUCCCUCCGCCACACCUGAAACCAACUACCGUUUCCUUAUCUUCUUGGUCGCUGUCUUGAAGGGUGUUCAGGAUCACGGUGAUUUGUUGCGUGCCGGUAUUGCUUCCGCUUCCAACGAUCAUCGUCUCGGUGCUCACGAAGCUCCUCCCGGUAUCAUUUCCGCUUUCUUGGGUAGCCAGUUGAACGAAGUCUUGAACGCUGUGGAAGAGGGUCGUCCCGUCAACGAUUUGGCUGCUGGUACUCAAUUGCAGCACGUCCGUGUCAAGGGAACUGUGCUCGAUCUCAAGGUGGCCACUUUGCCCAACAUUUCCCGUGAUUUGACCGAUCGUAACCGUACUUCGCCUUUCGCUUUCACCGGUAACAAGUUCGAAUUCCGUGCCGUCGGUUCCAAGCAGUCCGUUUCCUUCCCUGUGACUUUGCUCAACUCUUGUGUCGCUUCGGCCCUUCAUGAAGUGCGUGACGCUCUCAAGAAGCAAAUGGGUGACAAGCCCGUGGCUUCCGAGGAAGAUCAAAUCGCUGUUAUCCGCGAAUUCAUCAAAAAGACAAAGAACAUCCGUUUCGAAGGUGACAACUACUCUGACGAAUGGGUCCAGGAGGCUGCUAAGCGUGGUCUUCCCAACAUCGUCAAAUCACCUGAUGCUUUCCGUCGCUUGUUGAAGGAUGUCAAUGCUUCCAUGCUCCAGAAUCUCGGUGUCUUCUCCGACGCCGAAUUGCAGUCGCGUUACCACAUUCUAAUCGAGAAAUAUGCCAAGGAUGUCACCAUCGAGGCCCAGACGUUGUUGACCAUGGUCACUCAGCAAGUACUUCCUGCUGUAUUCCAGUACCGUCGUGAUUUGGCUGAAGCGGCUUCGUUUAUGAAGAACGUGGGUGUGGAAUCAUCUCCCGAAGUUCAACUGUUGAACGAGUUGACGCCCAUUGUGGCCGAAUUGCAGAAGCGUACGAACAGUUUGGACAAAUUGAUGGAAGACAACAACAAGUAUGAAGAUUUGGUCAAACUUGCUGACGUCGUCAGUGACGAAGUGUUGCCUGCCAUGGAAGCUGUACGUACAUUGGCCGAUCAAUUGGAACGUAUGGUCGCCGACAAGUUGUGGCCUAUUCCCAAGUACACCGAAUUGUUCUUGAACAUCUAAGCGCCAUUUUUACUUGAAAAUGGAACUUGGGAACUCUGUUGAAACCCGAAAAUGGCAACCAAAUGGCAGCAAAAAUCAUUUUUUUUUUCUCUUAUUGCUUUAUUUCUUUUCCCCACAUACUCUCGUCCUUUCAUUUGAUUUUCUUCUAUUUCUUUUCUCUCUUUCUCUCUCUCUCUCUCUCUCUCUCUCUCCUAUCGUUUUAUAAUCACAUAUCAUCAUUAAAGCUUUUGAUCACUCACGGUUGUAAAAAAAAAAAAAAAAACAAAA
Radiomyces spectabilis is the source of this 2948-nucleotide messenger RNA. RefSeq lists its product as uncharacterized. Gene Ontology annotation, molecular function: glutamine synthetase activity. The record is from RefSeq and is a predicted model, not a curated record. The transcript is spliced from 3 exons. The coding region runs from base 408 to 2681 and encodes 757 amino acids. Lineage: Eukaryota; Fungi; Mucoromycota; Mucoromycetes; Mucorales; Radiomycetaceae.